UCAGAACACACCAUGGCUAUGUUCAACAGCUCUGCAUUCCACCACAGCUUUACGCCUGGAAUAGUUUUACCACUUUAACAUACCCUGUGAUCGGAAAGAGUCAGGCCUUUUCGUUCUAAAGUUUAAGGAUGAGUUACAAAAGUUUAUUCAACUCUUCCUUUGGGAAUUUCAAUAAGACAACUCUGGUAAAGUUUGACUUUUCUGCAUGGUUAACACGUUCAAAUAUUUCCUUCAGUGAUCUGAGUGUACUGCCAGAUAUUUCAACAAAUGAACGAGUGGCCAAGAUCUUAAUGUAUGUACUGGCCAUGAUCUUAGCUUUGACACUGAAUUCUCUUAUCAUUGUUGUUAUUAUCAGAACAAAAAGUCUACGAACAAAGUUUAACAUGUAUGUCCUGAACUUGGCUAGUGUCAACAUUCUCAUCACUCUUACCUGUAUGUGGUUACAUCUUGUCACCAACCUCAGUCCGUCAAAGUGGCCGCUCGGCCAUUUCUUCUGCAAAAUCAACACUUUUUUGCAAGUGUUGGUGGUGACAGUGUGUGUUUUCACAUUGACUGUGAUAGUCGUAGAUAGAUUCUUUGCCACUUUAUACCCGAGAUGUCUGGUCAUCACACAAGCACACCAGGUCACGGUCAUUGUUCUCAUAUGGAUACUCGGAACUCUACUGGCAUUGCCGUGGCUACUGUAUACCCGGUAUUCUGAGUAUGACUGGAUUGGAGGUCAUGAGGUUCUAUGCCAAGCUCACUUCCCAUCCGAGGAUUCCCGAAAGGCGUACGUCACGGUGUCAGUGGUGAUCGGCUACGUACUUCCGGUUAUCGUUAUGUUUAUUCUGCUCGUGGUGACGAUGAUAAAAUCUGCACCGCCAAAGGUGCCAAUGACAGAACAGAGAAAAUCGUUCGACAAUAUGAAACAAAAAGCAGUGACGAUGAUCCUGACCGUAUUGGUUGUGUUCUUCGUGUGCUGGAGUCCUCCACAGUUUGAGCGGCUCUGGGACGUGUACCGUUACAAAGGGCCUGGAGCAAAGUUACCGAUGGGUAUACACGCCAUGACCUACGCCUCCUUCUACAUCGCCUACUUCAGCAGCUCUAUAUACCCUUUAGUGUACAUAGGUUUCAAUGGUUGUUUUCGCCACGCUGCUCUCAACUUCGUCUGCAGGAGACCGAACUCGUCCGCUUUGGCUGUACUUCCGGGUGAGCCAGGUCCUAGUCACUCUACCGAGGAUAAAACUUCCCCGAAGCUACAGAGCCUGGCUGAGGAUGAUUGCUUUACAGAUAUGUCAACGUCCUAGCAAUGAUUCCAUGUGCCGUAUAGCUGUUAGGGUGAAAACCAAUCCCAAUCCGUCCCUUUCCGAACUUGUGUGAUGUUAGAUAGGACAUCACUGUAGGUUACGUGAUACGAUUAGUCUCAGACUUCAUUUUACACAUGUCUGUUUGUUUUUCAUUUCCUGUAUACUCGAUAACCUGUGUGAGGGUGUGAUAGACUAUCCGAGAUUCACAUGGGACAUGUGUCCCCAGCGCUGUGCCUCCAUUGACAUUCCAUAGAAAACUUUAUGUACGAAACUAUCUGUAUUACUUUAUGCAGAGCUUUGUUUCCCCUUAUUUUGUAGUUUGUUUAUUAUUUCGA
Messenger RNA from Mizuhopecten yessoensis (Yesso scallop), 1621 nucleotides. RefSeq names its product G-protein coupled receptor 54-like. Lineage: Eukaryota; Metazoa; Mollusca; Bivalvia; Pectinida; Pectinidae. Gene Ontology annotation, cellular component: membrane. Gene Ontology annotation, biological process: G protein-coupled receptor signaling pathway. The coding region runs from base 129 to 1286 and encodes 385 amino acids. The transcript has 5 exons. The record is from RefSeq and is a predicted model, not a curated record. Gene Ontology annotation, molecular function: peptide binding; G protein-coupled receptor activity.